Molecule: messenger RNA, 924 nt
Organism: Menidia menidia (Atlantic silverside)
Lineage: Eukaryota; Metazoa; Chordata; Actinopteri; Atheriniformes; Atherinopsidae
Source: the annotation of a GenBank genome assembly
AUGGCGACCAGCAAUGCCAGCCCCAGUGUCAUGGCCUCAGGAGUCACCGGGAGCGUUUCUGUGGCCUUACACCCUCUGGUCAUCCUCAACAUAUCUGACCACUGGAUACGCAUCCGCUCACAGGAGGGCCGACCAAUGCAGGUGAUUGGAGCUCUGAUCGGGAAACAAGAGGGUAGAAACAUUGAGGUGAUGAACUCUUUUGAAUUGAUGUCUCACACCGUAGAUGAAAAAGUCCACAUUGACAAAGAGUACUACUACACUAAGGAAGAACAAUUUAAACAGGUCUUCAAAGAGAUGGAGUUCUUGGGCUGGUAUACCACAGGUGGUCCCCCUGACCAGUCAGACAUCCACAUCCACAAACAGGUGUGCGAGAUCAUUGAGAGCCCUCUCUUUCUCAAGCUCAACCCAAUGACUAAACACACCGAUCUCCCUGUUAGUGUUUAUGAGUCUGUUAUUGACAUCAUCAGUGGCGAGGCUACCAUGUUGUUUGCUGAACUGACGUACACUCUGGCCACAGAGGAAGCAGAGAGAAUUGGUGUUGACCACGUAGCAAGAAUGACCGCCACUGGCACCGGAGAAAAUUCAACCGUGGCCGAACACCUUAUAGCGCAGCACAGUGCGAUAAAGAUGCUCCACAGCCGAGUGAAGAUCAUUCUAGAGUACGUCAAAGCUGUGGAAGCAGGAGAGGUGCCAUUCAACCACGAGAUCCUUCGAGAAGCAAACGCCCUGUGCCACAGACUGCCGGUGCUCAGCACCAUCAAAUUCAAAACAGACUUCUAUGACCAAUGUAACGACGUGGGCCUCAUGGCUUACUUAGGCACCAUCACCAAGACCUGCAACAGUAUGAACCAGUUCAUCAACAAGUUCAACGUCCUGUACGACAGGCAGGGCAUCGGCCGGAGGAUGAGAGGACUUUUCUUUUGA